AUGCAGAACGGCGGUGCCAGCUCAGACCAAAAUGGCUCAAUCAGCUCUGUCCCUCGGGACACGAGCCGGCCUCUCACAGAAGAAGAGCUCGAUAGAUACUCCCGUCAGAUGAUUGUACCUGGAAUGGGAAAAGAAGCCCAACUCCGUCUUAUAAACGCCAAAGUCCUCAUCAUCGGCGCCGGCGGCCUCGGCUGCCCCGCCGCGCAAUACAUUGCCGGCGCCGGCAUCGGCACCAUCGGCAUCGUCGACGGCGACACCGUCGAGCGUUCUAAUCUGCACCGACAAGUCGGCCACUCCACCUCUCGCAUCGGGCAGUCCAAAGUCUCGUCCCUCAUCACCCACCUCCGCGGCCUCAACCCACUCCCCACCUACGUCGCUCACACCACUCACAUCACUCCACUCAACGCCGCCGAUCUGAUCUCACAAUACGACCUCAUCCUCGACUGCACCGACAACCCCGCCACCCGCUACCUGAUCUCCGACGUCUGCGUGCUCCUCUGCAAACCGCUUGUCUCGGCCGCCUCCGUGCAAACCUCGGGGCAAAUCAUUGUCCUCAACUGCCCGCCUACGCCGCAGGGUCAACUCGACGGCGGUCCGUACCCGCCUUGCUACCGGUGCUGCUUCAAGAAACCGCCACCGGCCAACGCCCAGCUCUCGUGCGGCGAAGCGGGCAUCUUGGGUCCCGUGGUAGGACUGAUGGGCGUGGCGCAGGCGGGGGAGGCCAUCAAGAUUCUGGCUUCGGCGCUUCACAUUCCUACUACUACUACUACUACCUCUCCGCCAGCUCAAGGGGUGCCGCGGGCGCCCGUGGUGGAACCUACGUUGCUGCUGUACUCGUACUCGCUGACUUCUUUCCUGUCGCCCUUCACUUUCCGUGCUUUGAAAAUGGCGCCGAGAAAGAAGAACUGCUUCGCUUGUGGCGAGGGAAGCAAGCAAAGGUUGACGCUGGAGGGGGUGAAGAAUGGAGAGCCGAACUAUGAAUUUUUCUGUGGGUUGGGUGGUGGCGGGCCGGAAAAGGGGGUGUUGUCAGAAGAGGAGAGGAUCACGCCUAGGGAGUUUGUGGAGAGUGUACAAGGAAAGGACGGCAAUGGGAAAGGAAAAAAGUAUGUGGUGCUGGAUACGAGGGAGAAGGAACAUUUUAGCUUUGGGAGCAUCGAGGGGGCAGUUAAUCUGCCGUUUGGUAAGUUGUUGAGUAAGGCUGCACAGUUUAAACGGAGCGGGGAGACACCCAAGGUAGGUGAUAUUCUACCGCCGGAAAUAAAGGUCCACGACGGAGAUGGAGACGAGGACAUCCCCAUAUACGUGGUUUGUAGAAGAGGGCUGGACUCACAGGAGGCGGUGGAAAAGUUGAAGGAGAUGGGACUUGAUAAAGGAGGGAGCAGGAAGAUUGUGGAUAUUGCUGGGGGAAUGAAGGCUUGGAAGGAGCAGGUUGAUCCAAGUUUCCCGUAUCUAUAACCACAGUGUGUCCGGUCUUUUAAGAUAAAGUCCAGGAUACAAGAUCUGCGGCGGCGAGUUCCUCCGCUGGCGACCAAGAGAUACCAAAUAUAUAUUUACAUAUAUAUAUAGAACACAAAAUCUCCAUGUCAGUCGGGGGAGACUAAGCACGAAAGAACAUGGUUCUUUGGUGACAUAUAUAUAGCCAGUCCUCAUGUCCCGGACGAAUGCCCCUGCGGUAUCUAUCCUCGUACAUACCACGCGACCCGACAUCAAGUCAUCAUGUCAUUCCUGUUCAUCCUUAGCUGCUUCCCAGAUGUUAAACACAACGCGUAUUGAAUGUUAUGCAAUCGAUACGCUCAAACAAAGGUAGUGCGCUUCUUGUUGAAGGCCCUCUGGUCCUUGAGCCAUUGUCUGUAGCCAGCAACG
Neurospora tetrasperma FGSC 2508 is the source of this 1863-nucleotide messenger RNA. RefSeq lists its product as uncharacterized. The transcript has 2 exons. Gene Ontology annotation, molecular function: URM1 activating enzyme activity; thiosulfate-cyanide sulfurtransferase activity; adenylyltransferase activity. Gene Ontology annotation, cellular component: cytosol; cytoplasm. Gene Ontology annotation, biological process: tRNA wobble position uridine thiolation; protein urmylation. The coding region runs from base 1 to 1455 and encodes 484 amino acids. The record is from RefSeq and is a predicted model, not a curated record. NCBI's taxonomy places the organism in Eukaryota, Fungi, Ascomycota, Sordariomycetes, Sordariales, Sordariaceae.